AGAAAAUGUAUGUUUUUCCAAUAGCACAUAAAAUCUCCACCAAAAACAAAUUAGCAAAAAGGAAAGAAACAAAAUAAAACAAAACCAAAAUUGUGUAAAUUACUUAAAACUACACCUUAAGUUGCUACUAUUACUUAAAAUCUCAACUCCUAAAACUAAUUACAAAAGUAUCUUCUCACACUUUCUCUUUCCAACUAUCAGAUACAUAACCCUACAUAAGUUGAAUCCUACUAAUUAAUUAAGGAUUUCGUGUAUUUUAUUUAAUAAACAAUUCUCACAUGUAAAUGUUUUUGUGCAAACUCUACAAGAUUAUUGAAUUCAUUCUCAUCAAUAAAUCCACUCUUGGUAGUGUCCGCUUUAUGCCCCGCCAGCCUUUUAUUCGGCAAAACCUACCUCUGAUGGAUCGAAUCAUCUCUCGGAGUUCUUCUUUGCUUAUUUUCCCAUCCUUGUCUACAUCAAACUUCUUCAAUCAUUUCUUGAACUCUUCCAAAUUCAUUUUGAGUUUCCCAACGGAUCUCGAAUGUAUAUACAAAUGUAGAAUGAUUCGUACAGAAUUUAUAUACAUAUUUCAAAUCAGAUCUCGAAUUUUCACCAUCAGAUCUCAAGUUAAUGGUGUCCUGCCCCAUCACAUCUCGAAUCCACAACGGCUUACAAGACCGUUCUAGCCUUGAGAAAUUCUGAAGUUCAGAGUUUCGUCAAUGGAGGUUGAAGAUGGUGAUGUUAAUGAAGAUACAUAAGAAUGAUGUAUUUGUUGAAAGAGUUCGAAAAUACAUCACGUGAUCCUCCACCAAAUGUAUAAAAACUAUGUAUAUUACUGAAUGUUAGAUCAUAGAUACAUAAGAAAGAAGUGUUUGGUUGAAAAUCUACAAAAUAAUGUAUCGAAAUGUUUUUUUGGCUACAGAUAUAUAAGACUUUUGUAUCUGAAUAUCUCUGUGAUAUUAAUACUUAUACUUAUAUAUAUCAGAUAAUGAUAUAUCGCAAGUUUUAGCUAUAUAUUGCGAUAAUAAAUAAAAAAUAAAAAUUUUAUGUAAAAAAAAAAAAAAGAGCCAAAUUUUUUUAUAAUUACAUAUUAUACUAUUGGAAUUUAUGAAAAUUGCCCCCAAAAUUAGCCCGUGGGCCGACCUUUAGUUCAGUCGUCGUUCUCUUCUCUACUCAGAUUAGCUUUCCGUUUAGCGGCAAAAUAAACAGGCGUUUUAGAACCGAACUGAUAAAGAUAAGCAGCAGCAGGUUUUAGAAUUUAGAAUUUAGAAUUUGUUAGGGUUUGUGAUAAAACACCAUAUCUGUAUAUUCAAUUCAAAGUUUUAGGGUUCAGUAAACUAGGGUUUGAAGAUGUCUAAGAGAAAAUUCGGAUUCGAAGGAUUUGGCAUUAAUCGGCAAACAACUUACAACUUCGAGCGAAAUCAACCUCCUCAGCGUCUCUACGUUCCACCAUCUUCACGCUCCGGUGGUAGUAGUAGCCACGACAAUUACGAAGAUACCGACUUAGAUAACAUUGAUUACGACGAACACGACGCUGCCGGAGGAGGCAAUAACAAUAAUGAUGGUGGAGAUGAUGAGAUAGAUCCACUUGAUGCUUUUAUGGAAGGGAUACAUGAAGAAAUGAAGGCUGCACCGCCUCCUAAGGCGAAAGAGAAGUUGGAUAAGUAUAAGGAUGAUGUGGAUGAUGAUCCGAUGGAGAGUUUUCUGAAAGCGAAGAAGGAUGUUGGGUUACAAUUGGCUGCUGAUGCUCUUCAUGCUGGUUAUAAUUCGGACGAGGAGGUUUAUGCUGCAGCGAAGGCUGUUGAUGCGGGAUUAGUUGAGUACGAUUCUGAUGAUAAUCCGAUUGUUGUUGAUAAAAAGAAGAUUGAGUCUAUUCCUGCUUUGGAUCAUAGUGACAUUGACUAUGAGCCUUUCAACAAGGACUUUUACGAGGAAAAACCUUCUAUUUCAGGUAUGACCGAUCCAGAAGUUAAUGAAUAUAGGGCAAGCUUGGCGAUUCGUGUAUCAGGCUUUGAUGUUCCAAGGCCAAUUAAGACAUUUGAAGACUGUGGUUUUUCUGUUGAGUUGACGAAAGCUAUCAGUAAACAGGGAUAUGAAAAGCCUACACCAAUACAGUGUCAAGCAUUACCAAUUGUGCUCUCUGGAAGAGAUAUUAUUGGUAUUGCUAAAACCGGGUCCGGUAAGACUGCUGCUUUUGUGCUUCCUAUGAUUGUUCACAUCAUGGAUCAGCCUGAACUUCAGAAAGAAGAAGGUCCCAUUGGAGUUAUUUGUGCACCCACUAGGGAAUUAGCACAUCAAAUAUUUGUGGAGGCAAAGAAAUUCUCGAAAUCACAUGGUAUCCGUGUGUCUGCAGUUUAUGGAGGAAUGUCUAAAUUGGAUCAAUACAAAGAACUAAAGGCAGGGUGUGAGAUUGUUGUAGCUACUCCAGGAAGGUUGAUAGAUAUGAUUCGAAAGAAGGCAUUUACAAUGUUGAGAGCAACUUACCUAGUACUUGAUGAGGCUGAUCGAAUGUUUGACCUUGGUUUUGAGCCUCAGAUAAGGUCCAUUGUUGGUCAAAUUAGACCUGAUCGCCAAACAUUGCUCUUUUCAGCUACUAUGCCCCGCAAAGUUGAAAAGCUUGCCAGAGAAAUAUUGACGGAUCCUGUAAGAGUUACUGUGGGUGAGAUUGGCAUGGCUAAUGAGGACAUUACGCAAAUAGUUGAAGUGAUUCCUUCAGAUGCUGAAAAAUUGCCUUGGCUUCUGGAAAAGCUCCCUGGACUGAUUGACAAUGGUGAUGUUCUUGUCUUUGCUUCGAAAAAGGCAACAGUAGAUGAGAUUGAAUCCCAUUUGGCUCAGAAGGGAUUUAGAGUUGCAGCUCUCCAUGGUGACAAGGAUCAAGUUUCUCGUACAGAGACACUGCAAAAAUUUAAAUCUGGCAUAUAUCAUGUUCUUAUUGCAACUGAUGUUGCUGCUCGUGGUCUUGACAUCAAAUCACUUAAGUCAGUGGUGAACUAUGACAUAGCUAAAGAUAUGGACAUGCAUGUUCACCGGAUUGGGAGAACAGGUCGUGCUGGUGACAAAGAUGGAACAGCCUACACUCUUAUUACUCAUAAGGAAGCGCGCUUUGCUGGCGAACUGGCAAACAGUUUGGUUGCUGCUGGUCAAAAUGUGUCCAUGGAACUAAUGGACCUUGCUAUGAAGGACGGGAGGUUCCGGUCCAAAAGGGAUGCAAGAAAAGGAGGUGGAAAAAGGGCCAAAGGGAGGGGAGGAGGAAGUAAUAGAGGCGUACGAGGUGUGGAUUUUGGUCUAGGUAUUGGAUACAAUCCUGAAUCAAAUAAUUCUCCCCAGAGCGCUGCUCCGAGCCGUUCUACAGCUGUUAAUUCCCUGAGGACAGGCAUGAUGGCACAAUUUAAAAGUAGCUUUGUUGCUGCAUCAUCAAAUUCUCAAAAUCAAGGGAUGAAUAGCACAGUUGGCGCGUUUCCGAACAAGAACAUGGCCUUGCAAGGCUUUGUUUCUGGUGGGACUAUAGGUGGAAAUACUAAUACUUCACAUAUUAGUUCCACAUUUACUGCUGCGACAUCUGGGGCAUAUACUUCUAGUCAGCCAGCUAGAGAUGGAGCUAACCAGAAGAGUUCAGAGAGUUCAAAGGAGAAGUCAAGAGAAAGACGGAGGCCUUCUGGUUGGGAUCGUUGAUUUGCUAUUUAGGUAUACUGGAAUGAUCAACUUGUUGGAAAAUGUACUUCUCCUUUUAAAUUAACCUUUAUCAGUUUUUUUUUUUCAAGUUCUUUUUCCUCCUAUGUAUUACGUUAUUGCACAGUUACUUGGUUUAGAUUUAUGUACUUUGUAAUAUGUCUAGUUAGUAUUUGAUUCCUCUCCUAUGGUUUUGGUGAUGCAAUACCGUAGGAUAUACUUGGUUUACGUGUCAUUCCGCAUCCUGGUUUGGGUCUUUCAAACUCACCAUUCGAAUCGAAAAAUGAUGGGAAGAUCCAUUUUUAUAUCCAACGUAACAAGUACUCCCCUGGUUUCAAGUUAUCAAGUUCCAAAAAAAAAAAAAAAGGUAUUAGCAUGCAAAUCUUGAUCAGAUUGGCAUCCAUUGGAGAGAUGGCUGGAAAGAAAGCUAUGGUGCUUCUGAAAUGGUUUGUGUAAAAUGAUCUUUAUUGUUCAAGCGUGUACUUUAUAUGUAGCAUUUGUUUGUUUUGAUACAUCAAAAUUGUUCUUGUAACUUUAAUCCCAUUUGGUCUUUUGAAAAUUUUAA
This is a messenger RNA of Capsicum annuum, 4213 nucleotides long. RefSeq names its product DEAD-box ATP-dependent RNA helicase 24. Bases 1330 to 3651 code for a protein of 773 amino acids. Gene Ontology annotation, molecular function: RNA binding; RNA helicase activity; ATP binding. The transcript is spliced from 5 exons. Lineage: Eukaryota; Viridiplantae; Streptophyta; Magnoliopsida; Solanales; Solanaceae. The record is from RefSeq and is a predicted model, not a curated record.